UCUAGUAGCACCCACUGAGCUAAAUGCCUAAAAGACAAAAACUUCCCUUCCUUCUUGACAACCACUUUCCCCAUUUUGUGUGUGAUUGAUUGUGUGGAAAUUACAGUGGUGUGAUAUGGAAAAUGGUGCUUCAGGAUCAGUGAGGGGUGGUGAGACAUGGAAGGCACAGUUGACCAUGUCAAUGGUGCCCCUAAUCUAUGGAGCAUACCCUGUCAUCACAAAAGUUGCACUCAAUGAUGGAGUCAACCAACUAGUCUUCUGUGUCUACAGAGUUCUCAUUGGCUUUUUCGUCCUUUCUCCUUUUGCUUAUUUCCUAGAGAGGCAGACGCGACCGCCCGUUACUAAGCACCUACUCAUGUCAUUCUUCUUGCUUGGAUUACUUGGGAUAUUUGGCAACCAGCUUUUGUUUCUUAUUGGUCUAAACUUGACCAAUCCAACAUAUGCAGCUGCCACUCAGCCAGCCAUUCCAGUCUUAACAUUUAUGUUUUCUGCAAUCAUGGGCACAGAGAAAGUGAACUUGCUAAGAUAUGAAGGUGUGGCAAAGGUUGGAGGAACUAUUAUCUGUGUCUCUGGAGCCAUAUCAAUGGUGUUGUAUCCCGGUCCAGUUGUUAUAGGAAAUCCAGAAACAGGAAUGGAGCAUGUAUCACAGAAUCCAUCUGGGUUGAAGGAUGUAGGAUUCGAUCAAUUCCAACUUGGGGUUAUCUGCUUAAUAGGGAAUUGCAUGUGCAUGGCAGGUUAUCUAUCAAUUCAGGCAAAAUUGUUGAAAAAGUACCCCACAAACCUGUCCCUCACAGCAUAUUCCUACUUCUUUGGAACUGUAUUAAUGGUGAUAGUAUCGAUUUUCAUGACGGACGGGAUAACUGACUGGACUUUGACACAGUCAGAAACACUUGCUGUUCUUUAUGCUGGAAUUAUUGCAUCUGCUCUUGGUUAUGGACUCAUAACAUGGUCCAACAAGAUUUUGGGGCCAACUAUGGUUUCCUUAUAUAACUCCCUUCAACCUGCAUUCGCUACCCUGCUGUCCCUAAUUUUCCUUGGAAGUCCUGUUUACUUGGGAAGCAUCCUGGGAGGAACUUUUAUCAUUGUUGGCCUAUAUAUUGUUACUUGGGGAUCUUACAAAGAAAAGCAGGCAGAUGCUGCUGAAAAUCUUCCUUGUGAAUCUUGUGUUUCUGAGCCACUUAUUCAUGAAAAGACUGUGUGUUAAAAGGCUCAUUAUUUCAUAGUCCUCUAAUGCUUCCCUUAAAUUAUUAGCUUAGGUUAAACAAAUGUCGGGGAUUCGAAUCCCGCCUUGUGCAUGCAGCAACCCAUUGGCCAGCGGCAAACCCUUAAAUGGAGCUCAGUAUCGCGACGGAUUAGUCCCUGAUCUACCGGGUUGGAGGAUACCGUGAAAAACCAAAAAAAAAAUUAUUAGCUUAGGAACUUAAUUAUGCAGUUUCAUUUCUGCUUAUAUGUUUCACAUCAUAUCUCUUACUCUAUAUUAUUCUUUACUUAUGCCAAUUGUGGGCAAAACUAUGUUAAUGAAAUUGAAUAGAAUAAACAUAUAUGUCUACUAUAUCUAUAAUGCUAUACAUACACAUUUUCUA
Messenger RNA from Arachis stenosperma, 1583 nucleotides. RefSeq names its product WAT1-related protein At3g45870-like. The transcript is spliced from 7 exons. Lineage: Eukaryota; Viridiplantae; Streptophyta; Magnoliopsida; Fabales; Fabaceae. The coding region runs from base 116 to 1204 and encodes 362 amino acids. Gene Ontology annotation, cellular component: plasma membrane. Gene Ontology annotation, molecular function: transmembrane transporter activity. The record is from RefSeq and is a predicted model, not a curated record.